This is a messenger RNA of Branchiostoma belcheri (Belcher's lancelet), 996 nucleotides long. RefSeq lists its product as uncharacterized. Bases 1 to 996 code for a protein of 331 amino acids. The transcript has a single exon. The record is from RefSeq and is a predicted model, not a curated record. Lineage: Eukaryota; Metazoa; Chordata; Leptocardii; Amphioxiformes; Branchiostomatidae.
AUGGACUGUUUACCUGCUGACGUGAUCACGAAGCUGUGUACUGAAACAUAUCUAGAAGAGGAAAUUGAGUCUGCAAAGAGGCUUCUGCUUGAUGUGUGCAAACCGACUGAACGCUACAAGAAGCGACAGGGUCCUAACAAGUCUGCUACGAACAUGGCGGAUAUACUCCGCGUCCUGCACUCUAUGGACCCAUCGUCGGUGCCUACUUUUGUGUCUGCUACAUUGCAUCUCCCAGCCGUGGACUUUGAACAUGCAGACAUCACUGUCUGCUUACGAGAACUGCAAGUUAUGCGGCAAGAGAUGAAGUCCAUCCGAGAUAUUUCUGUCGACGCUGUUAAGCUACAUGCCGAGCUUGCGUCCCUCAGACGUGAAAUCGUUGAGUUGAGGAACCAGGGCGCAGUGCCACCCCCCAAGAAGGCUACAUAUGCCGAGGCCGCGUCGGACCCGUUGAAAAGUGUACCUCAAGUAACGAGGGUUCCCUCAGAUGCUGAACCCUGUGCGCUUGACACUCACGAUAAAGGUUCUGCUACCGUUCCGAAAUCUCUGCGUGCCGACGUCAGCCACAAGCCGGUACAAAGGGAGUCCAGCGGGAUUUCAUCGCGCACAUCACGUCGGGGCUCUGCGUCGGGAGGCCCCGAGGAGCCGGGAUCCGACGGCUUUCGAUUGGUUCAGAAGAGAAAGUCGAGACCCAGGGCGGUGGUCGGAACGGCUAGGUCGUCGGCUCUGUCAGCUGUGAAGGUGAGGCCUUCCGAGAUCUUUGUAACUCGUCUGGAGCCCUUGACCCAACCCAAGGACAUUGAACAGUAUCUGAACAACACUUUAUCCCGGAAGUGUGUGGUCUCCUGUGUGAGUCUCCAGACUAGAUACAACUCCUACUCGUCUUUCCGGGUUGCGGUGGAAAGUGACGCUCUGCCUGACGUGUUGGCUCCGUCCUGUUGGCCUAGCGGUGUGCUGGUGAGACGCUUCCACGGCAUUUGUCCUUCCGGACCCUCGUAA